Messenger RNA from Solea senegalensis (Senegalese sole), 1048 nucleotides. It is a transcript of the gene haus1, whose product is annotated as HAUS augmin-like complex, subunit 1. The transcript is spliced from 9 exons. NCBI's taxonomy places the organism in Eukaryota, Metazoa, Chordata, Actinopteri, Pleuronectiformes, Soleidae. The coding region runs from base 119 to 940 and encodes 273 amino acids. The record is from RefSeq and is a predicted model, not a curated record. Gene Ontology annotation, biological process: centrosome cycle; spindle assembly. Gene Ontology annotation, cellular component: cytosol; HAUS complex.
UCGAGUUUAGCGGCGCGAAGCCGAAGAGCAACGAUUGUUUUGAUUUAUCAUCGGAGGAAAAGUGUCGCUGUCACUUUCUUUAAGCCCUAUUUUUUUGAUUUUGUGACACUGAUUCGUCAUGUGUGAAAAGAUAACGAAGGUGAACAGCUGGCUCAGCUCGGUGUUUGGGGAUCAGCCGGUGCCGCAGUUCGAGGUCAAUACCCGGACGGUGGACAUUCUGUAUCAGCUGGCUCAGUCCAGUCAAGCCCGCUGCAGUGAAACCUCUCUGCUCAUCGAGGACAUUAGACAGAAGGCGUCCGAGUAUCAGGCUGAUGGUGCACAUCUCCAGGAUGUUCUUCUCCAAGGUGUUGGCCUGUCCUCUGCCAGCUUGUCAAAACCUGCUGCUGAUUACCUCUCAGCUUUAGUGGACAACGCCAUGGUGCUUGGAGUGAGAGACACAUCGCUGGGCAGCUUCAUGCCAGCAGUGAACAACUUCACCAAUGAGCUUCUGGAAGCGGAGAAGUCAAACAGGAGACUUGAGAGGGAACUGAAGGCCCUCAGAAAGAGACUCGGAACCACGCUGGUACUGCGGAGCAGUUUACAAGAGGAUAUCAACAAGACUGCCAAGGCUCAGGCAGUAGAGAGUGCUAAAGCAGAGGAGAGGCUACUCAACAUGGAUUUUGUCAAAGCAAAAGCCAAAGAGCUGAGCAAUAGAUGGGAGAGAGCAGAGGCUCAACUUGUAUCUCGGAAAAUGGACAAGUCUCUCACCCACCAGGCUAUUGUGCAGCUCGCUGAGGAAGUCAACACACUGAAACAAGAAAUAAUCCCCUUGAAAAAGAAACUGGAGCCGUACAUGGACCUCAGCCCAAGUCCGUCUCUUGCUAUAGUGAAAGUAGAAGAAGCAAAAAGGGAACUGGCUGCAGUCGAUUCCCAGCUUGAAAUGAAUGUGGAUUUCAAGUGACGUUAGUUUGUUGUGAGGAAUCUUGUCUGUGUUUUGUGCUGUACUUUUUCUAUGUUUGGAAAAAUAAUAAAGUUGUUGGUUUUAAAGCCAUUCACCUACUCAUCUGCA